Messenger RNA from Apis florea (little honeybee), 1768 nucleotides. RefSeq names its product chitin deacetylase-like protein serp (gene serp). Gene Ontology annotation, molecular function: protein binding; hydrolase activity, acting on carbon-nitrogen (but not peptide) bonds; chitin binding. Gene Ontology annotation, cellular component: extracellular region. The record is from RefSeq and is a predicted model, not a curated record. Gene Ontology annotation, biological process: carbohydrate metabolic process. NCBI's taxonomy places the organism in Eukaryota, Metazoa, Arthropoda, Insecta, Hymenoptera, Apidae.
GAGAGAGGGGAGUGGUGGAAUAAAUAACUCGCGAGAGAUUUAUCGAACGCGUGUGCGCGUCGACACGGUUGUUCCGAGAGAGGACGAGGAAUUCGGUUUCGACGCGAGGAUGAGGUCCUCGCUGGUGCUGCUCCUCCUGGCGGCCAUUGUCCUCGCCGAGGGGUCGAGUCGCGUGAAGCGGCAGGAGGACAAGAAGGAGGAGAGCUUCGAGAGCGAGAUCUGCAAGGACAAGGAUGCGGGCGAGUGGUUCAGACUGGUGGCGGGGGAGGGCGACAAUUGCCGGGACGUGAUCCAGUGCACGAGUUCCGGGCUGCAGGCAAUCAGGUGCCCGGCAGGGUUGUACUUCGACAUCGACAAGCAGACCUGCGACUGGAAGGACUCGGUGAACAACUGCAAGCUGAAGAACAAGGAGAGGAAGGCGAAGCCUCUUCUCUACACCGAGGAGCCGCUCUGCCAAGACGGCUUCCUCGCCUGUGGCGACGGCUCUUGCAUCGAGAGGGGCCUGUUCUGCAACGGGGAGAAGGAUUGCACGGAUGGAUCAGACGAGAAUAUCUGCGACAUGGACAACGACCCGAACAGAGCGCCGCCCUGCGACCCGGCCGUGUGCGUCCUUCCCGACUGCUUCUGCUCGGAGGACGGCACCACGAUCCCCAGCGACCUGCCGCCCAAGGACGUGCCGCAGAUGAUCACCAUCACGUUCGAUGACGCCAUCAACAACAAUAAUAUCGGCCUCUACAAAGAGAUCUUCAACGGGAAACGAAAGAACCCGAACGGUUGCGACAUCAAGGCCACCUUCUUCGUCUCCCACAAGUACACCAACUACUCGGCCGUCCAGGAAAUGCACAGGAAAGGACACGAGAUCGCCGUUCACUCCAUCUCCCACAACGACGAUGAGCGUUUCUGGUCGGACGCCACGGUGGACGACUGGGCGAAGGAAAUGGCCGGGAUGAGGAUCAUCGCCGAGAAAUUCGCCAACUUGACGGACAACAGCGUGGUCGGUGUGAGGGCCCCUUACCUCAGGGUGGGUGGAAACAACCAGUUCACGAUGAUGGAGGAGCAGGCGUUCCUCUACGACUCGACCAUCACCGCUGCCCUCAACAAUCCCCCGCUCUGGCCCUACACCAUGUACUUCAGAAUGCCCCACCGUUGCCACGGCAACCUUCAACACUGCCCCACGAGGUCGCACGCUGUUUGGGAGAUGGUGAUGAACGAGUUGGACCGCCGCGAGGAUCCCCAGAACGACGAGUACCUGCCCGGCUGCGCCAUGGUCGACUCGUGCAGCAACAUCCUGACCGGGGACCAGUUCUACAACUUCCUCAACCACAACUUCGACCGGCAUUACGAGCAGAAUCGGGCCCCGCUCGGCCUCUACUUCCACGCCGCCUGGCUCAAGAACAACCCCGAGUUCCUGGACGCGUUCCUCUACUGGAUCGACGAGGUCCUCUCGAACCACAACGACGUCUACUUCGUGACCAUGACCCAGGUGAUCCAGUGGAUCCAGAACCCCCGCACGAUAACCGAGUCGAAGAGUUUCGAGCCGUGGAAGGAGAAGUGCGUGGUCGACGGCCCGCCCUGCUGGGUGCCCCACACCUGCAAACUCACCUCGAAAGAGGUGCCCGGGGAGACCAUCAAUCUUCAGACGUGCGUCCGUUGCCCCAACAAUUAUCCCUGGGUGAACGAUCCGACCGGCGACGGCUUCUUCUAGAAUCAUCCCUCCUUUCUCUCCCUCUCUUCUCCCUUCCUCUUCCUUCCCUAUGUCGUUCUUCAC